AGAAGUCGCAUUAUCGCAUCUCAAAUAUCUCCUAAAUCCGAUAAAUGAUGCGAUGCUUGAUAUAAAAGGAAUUCCCGAUAUGGAAGAGCAUAGAUCGUUCGAAGAAACGGUGCCACUAAAAUGGAGAAACUUACUAUCUUCCUCUGCCUCUUUCUAGCUUGCGUUCUCCCGACAACGUUUGGCAACGAUAUCAACCGAACUCAUGAAAACCUCGUUAAAACGAUCGAUACCGCUAUAGAAACUUUUCAGGAGAAAGUCAACCCGAUCCUUCGAGAUGUGCUUGAUCUCGCGAAUAAAAUGAAGCAAGAAGGCCAGGACCGCAUGGAAAGUCUUCGCAGCAAAAUGGAGGACGUACUGUCGAACCUAGACGAAGAUGCAAACGAAAUAAUGAAAGGGAUCGUAAAAGAAGUCGACGUCACCGAAUGCAAGAAUAUGGUACAACGAAUUAAGGAGAUCGGCUUGACGAUUUUAGUCAACGCCGGCCAUUGCGUCGUCGACAAGAUCGACCAAGCUAGCGGAUACAUCAGGAAUAUCAAUACGACCUCGCACGAGGUUGUCAAGUCCCUUCUUAAAAUCAACGAGGAAGGCACCGAGUGCACGAAGAACUCGAGACACUUGCUGAGCAGUCUCGCCUGUCUGAACUUGGCCAUGACGCGCGCUACCAUAGCAAUAUCUACAAAGAUCCCAAUUGCGAUAGUGGACGUGACAAAGAUGGCAUCCCUCGUUAGCACGCUCUUCCCAUCUCUCGCCCUUUGCUCCGCCGCUAGCACCGUCGCUGUCUUUUUCAACGAAGCCACCGUCGUCGUGUCUUCGAUCGAAGCUUGCGUCAACGAGAGAGUGAGCGCAUAUUACGCGACCGUGCCCAACGGGUCCUACGUACACGUUUAAAUCCACGUUGAAAACAAUCCUUGGCUAACUACUCUCGAUAAUCUCGGUAAUCUUAACCUCUUUCUUUUCUCUUUUCUUCUUUUCCUUCUUUGCAUUUGCCGCGAAGACUCGUGAUUUUUAAUUUUUCUCAUUUUAUGCGACGCAACGAUUUUUCUUUGUCCGAAACCCGAAGUUCGACAUCGCGAUACGUUCAUCUCUUUAUCCAUUCGCUCGUCGUGUUAUACCACCGUCGUGUAGCCCCUCGAUUAUUUUCCACCGACUCCUAUAUUGCCUUCUUACUUUUUUAACACACGAUUUCGAUCGUGACAACGUAAGAAUGAAAUAAUGAAAACGUCUAUGUAACGGAGGCAGCAUAGAUUACUCCGUUCCCCAGAUGAUUCAGAAAUCAAUGAUCCGUUCGUAUUUCGUGCUAUUACUCAUAAAAGUAGUCGGAGUAACAAUAAUUACAAUUGGAUUACUCAUAGAUUUACGACCAGCAAGAGCAUCGACGUUUAACGUUGUCAUCGAUAAAUCUGAGAAAGAAAGCGUAAAGGAGAACAAGUUCGAAAGUAAGAGCGUUAGAUCGUAAAACGCUACAAGUAAAUAGCUCUACGUAAUUGACUCGCGGAAAUAUGUCUAAAAAAUGGAAUAGAUACGUUCGAUAAACACCUUCACCUAUUGUACUUUUUGUCGAGACUAGUUAAUAAUCUAGUUAAUAAUCAACCGUCCGAUCGUAAGAACGUUUCAAUGCCCUUAAAGAUUGAAAUCAACGAACUGUACCAUCAAAAACAUGUAUACCUUAACUAGGCAUAACAAACUAUAUCGCAAAUGAGACUUUAUCGUCAAGUUAUAAGACGUUCUCUUUUUAUCUCAAGUCUUCAUCGAGUCUUUCUUGUCGUCGAGGAAACGGAGCACUAAUAAGAUUAAUCUUUUUAACAGCCA
This is a messenger RNA of Vespula pensylvanica (western yellowjacket), 1809 nucleotides long. RefSeq lists its product as uncharacterized. The record is from RefSeq and is a predicted model, not a curated record. The transcript is spliced from 4 exons. The coding region runs from base 121 to 888 and encodes 255 amino acids. Lineage: Eukaryota; Metazoa; Arthropoda; Insecta; Hymenoptera; Vespidae.